GGGCGACUGAAGUCAGUUGAUGUCAGUGAUGAUGAUAAUAAGAACCCUAAACCCUAAAUCCCUAUUUCAAUUUCACCAUUCUUCUCUUCCGAUUCAAUCAAAAUCUCUCAAUUCUAUACCUAACUAUGAUCGCCACAGCAAUCCGCCAUUUUGUAUCUCCACCAAUUCUCAAACAUUUUUCCUCCCUCUGCAGAUGCAAUCUGCUCUCUCUCGCGCGCCAUUUCUCGACAUCAAGGAGAAAUCAAUCCGCAAUUCGCUCCACAGUCUACGAUUUCCUGGUGAACAAGCACCAUUUCUCUCCUGAAUCGGCUUCCAAAAUCGCCUCCGGCGUGGCCCGCCUGAGAAGCGUCGAACAUUCCGAUUCAGUGGUGGUCUUCCUCAAGGAGAGCGGAUUUUCCACUCCUCAGUUAGAGAAAACCAUCAAACGCCGCCCGCAGGUGCUCUCCGCGAAUCUCGACAGGUACAUUAAGCCUAAAAUCAAAGUUUUCCAGGAAUUAGGAAUUUCCGCUUCCGAUAUUGCCGAGAUAAUCUCGAACGAUCCUCUGAUUUUCAAACAUAGCGUCGAAAACAGGAUCCUACCUAAUUUAUUUUCGCUCAAGAGUAUGUUUGGAUCUAACGAUCUCGCGAAAAUCAUCAAAGCAUUCCGUGGUUAUUUCAAAUUGAAUUUGAGCAGCACAUUGCUUCCAAACGUGAAUCUCCUGAAAACUUGUGGCGUAUCUAUGGAUCAGAUCUUUAAAAUGAUGAAUGCAUUUCCUAGAUUUUUAACUUGCCCUCACAAGGAUAUGAAGAAAUUCGUGGACGAGAUUGAUAAGUUAGGGGUCAGUAGGCGUUCGAAAAUGUUCAUUUAUGCCGUUAGAGUUCGCAGCGGAUUAUCGGACAAGACAUGGAAGCUCAAGCUGAGGAUUCUACGGGAGAUCGGAUUUUCCAAUGAAGACAUUGCCGGAGCUCUUCAGAAAUCUCCGUCGGUGUUCGGUUAUUCGGAGGAGAGGAUAAAGGAGGCGAAGAAGGUUCUGUUGCGGAAUGGGAAGUAUGAUUGGUCGUGCAUUGUAGCGCACCCGGUGUCGCUUGUGUAUAGCCUAGAGAAGAGGCAUAAGCCGCGGCUACGGGUGCUGGAGUUGUUGGAGGGUAAGAAAUUGAUUCAAGGAUGGCCUUCGUUUUCGAUAUUCUACAGGAUGUCGAAUCUCAGGUUCUAUGAGAAGUAUGUUGCGCCGUUUCCGGAAGAAGUUCGAGAAAUUUAUGGGGGGAAUCGAUGUGAAAUUAGCCGUAAAAUGAAUGCUGUGCUUAGUAUUUGCGACGAAUUAAGCUGAAAAUUCUGCUUUCUUUUGUUUUUUUGAAAAGAGUUCUUAACGUUUAGUUUGUUUUACAGCUGACUAUAACUUUAGAAAGGUAUUACGCCCCAUGGAUCGAAUCGUUUUGCUCUUCUUCAAGCAGGAAGCUACGAAGAAAUCUGUAAGUAGCUUUUAGUUCAUGAUGUUCCAGAGCUUAGUUAGUUUUGGUUUGGGCUUUUGAUUUGAAUAAAGUUUGGUUCGAUGUUUUGUGAGAGAAAAAAAUGUAUAUAUUUUUCGAAAAUCUAAUGACGAUAUUUUAAACUAUUGAUGAUGUUCGUUCAUUUUAAGCGUUGUGUGGCUUUCGGAUCAGCGACAUUUAGGAAAUGCCGUAUCGUAUUGCUGCAUAACUCGGAUUCGAAUAGAGGUUCUUCGAUAAAACGGCUUUUGCAAUUGCUUGAGCCGGAAGCUAAGAAUUUGAGUCGAUUCUGACCGGGGUUAUCGACGCUCAAUGAGAUGUCGGAGUAGGGUUCUUUGAGAGAUCAUCAUACCAAGUAAGAGGACAUGAGAUUCCAGCUAAUUUUCAUAUGAGAAGGCAUCGACGCCACAAAACGGAGGAUAUCCGCUUUCUUCGAGUCGGGAUGGGGAUCCGAACAACGAUAGCUGCUGCUAACCGUUUCUCGUUUGUAGAGGUCGAUGAACUUGGCAACGUUGGGUAACACCAUCUCCCGGCAAUGCAAAUGCAGGAGAGGAACUUUCGACAACACGCUGCCUUUCUGAACAUCCAAACCCUCGGGUCUCCGCAGCCUGUAGGGCUCUCCGGACGUUGGCUCGACGUCGAUUCUCGGCAUUUGCUUCCACUUCUGGUGGACGAACCACCCGUAUUUGUAGUCGCCGACGAUCGGAGUUCCAAGAGCUUCGGCACAAUGUACGCGAAGCUGAGUAGAGAAUAAGUCAGAGAUAGACGUAAUUUGUUGAUCGAUAAAUCGAUUAUGAACCAACCUGGUGUUUUCGACCGGUGUGCGGUUGUAGCUCGACCCACGAACAACCGUUGAUCGUCGGGCCGAGCAAUCGAUAUUCCGUAACCGCUUCUUGGGAAGCUUCUAAGCCUGAGUUAGAAGCUAGAGUAACUCUUUCAGUCUUCCCAUCAUCAAGAAGGACCUUUGUGAGGCGGGUGCGAAUUACGCCGUCUUUCUGCUUCGGUGAGCCGAUGACCAAUGCCCAAUACUUCUGAUACAUUGCGUCGCAAGCGUUGCGCCAAUCCUUAAUCGAUUAUAGAAUAAGGUUCGAAAACAUUAGAAACGGCAAGAGUCGAUUCUGUUAGUUCGAUUCGAAGUACCGUAGAUGGGAUCUUCGACUUCUUCCCGUCACUGAACAGCCACUGGAGAUGAGUAAUGCUUUCACUCGUUCUUCCCAUUAGAAGAAGACCGCUACUCUCUCUGUCGAUCCGGUGCACCUACAAGAGUAGGUGUCUCGAGAUUUCUAAUAGAUGUCGAAAUUGUAUAAAUUAGGUGAGUAAAGUGUUGAGAUUUCUUACCAACUUUGGACCCUCGUUGUAAUUGUAUGAUAACGCUGCCGCUGCCAAGGCAUCCAUGCUGUUGUGGAUCGACAAGUUGCCCUAGAUCACAACUUUGUCGGGUAGUUAAAGGGAAUAGGCGAAAAGGAUAGUGUUUUUUGAAA
Andrographis paniculata is the source of this 2945-nucleotide messenger RNA. Its product is annotated as transcription termination factor MTERF15, mitochondrial-like. Gene Ontology annotation, biological process: regulation of DNA-templated transcription; chloroplast organization. NCBI's taxonomy places the organism in Eukaryota, Viridiplantae, Streptophyta, Magnoliopsida, Lamiales, Acanthaceae. Gene Ontology annotation, cellular component: chloroplast. The coding region runs from base 126 to 1307 and encodes 393 amino acids. The transcript is spliced from 2 exons. The record is from RefSeq and is a predicted model, not a curated record. Gene Ontology annotation, molecular function: double-stranded DNA binding.